Entamoeba invadens IP1 is the source of this 795-nucleotide messenger RNA. RefSeq lists its product as hypothetical. NCBI's taxonomy places the organism in Eukaryota, Evosea, Mastigamoebida, Endamoebidae. Bases 1 to 795 code for a protein of 264 amino acids. The transcript has a single exon. The record is from RefSeq and is a predicted model, not a curated record.
AUGAACGCAAUUUUGUUAUUGGCUUUUGUUUUAACGAGUUCGGCGGUCAAAAUAACAGUGACGAAAACCUCUGAGAUAAUACCAACAAAUUCGACGAUAGGAGAGAAGUGUGUCGGUGACAUUCCACAAACUGAGAUCAAACGGAUUCAAAAGCGUGUGUCUGCUCUCGAAGCCCGUGUCGAGCAAUUCAAAAAAAUCACUACAGAGAUUUCUGUGCGCAUUGAGGACUUGUCGAAAGAAGAGAAUAAGACGUUAAGCGCAACAGACAGAAACAACUUGGUCGAGGCCAAACUCAGACUGUACAAAUACCAAAUUGUCACUGUGAAACGCGUUAUCAAGUUAAUCACUUUGAUUAAGAAAACUCUCAACAUCCUUCCCGAACCCAUGAACACAAAACUCAUCGAGAACAUGCGCAUCGAGAAGCGGAUCAAAAACUUGAAGCGCGUCAUUUUGGUCUUACGUGACAGACUUAGAAACGACAAGGAGGUUCUUAAAUACAUAACUAGACAGGAAGUUAGGGGCACUUACAAAGGUACACCCGUCAAAAAGAGUGUAAUGAUUAACGAAAUUUUCCCCAAGAAGAAUAUUAAGUACUUUGGAGGGAGUGAAGAGACGGAGAAGAAGGUGGUCGACUUAGUUGUCAAAGAGUUGAAAAGGUGCAAAAAGGCCACGAAAGCGCAAAAGGCCAAAAAGCAGAUGUUUGGUGGGAAGAAAGAGACGGAGAAGAUUAUUGUCGACUUAGUCGUUAAGCAACUGAGCAACUGCAAACAGUUCAACAAGAGAUUUGGGAAGUAA